UGAAAGAGGAAGGAAGAGCUGGCCUAUAUAAAGAAAGAGAGUGUAGCAAGAGCAGAGAGGUGUGGUUUGUAGGACCAUUUGGGGAGCGCUACAGAGACUGAACUGUGCAGUAACAGAAAUCACUUGUGUGUUUGUGCAUGUGUGUCCAUGUGGCUGAAAGUAUAGUAUUUGGGAAGUGUCUGUUUGAGGAACCAUGUCAGGUCUCGGGAAUGGUUUGACAGUGAAGCGCUGCCUCACCUUCGCUACGGGUCUGGUGGAGUGUCUGUGUUUUGCUGGAGCUGUGUUUGGAUGGGCUUCUCUUGUCUUUGUCUUGAAGACGGAGGGCUACUUCAGCUCUCUGUGCGUCAACACCACAGGAGUCAAUGCAACGCAGGUCUUAGAUUGCAGCGGGCAGGAUGAACAGUUCUCUCUUGUUUUCACCAUCGCCUCCUUUAUGAACAAUUUCCUGACGCUGCCUAAUGGUUUCCUCUUUGACCGGUUUGGUACUACAGUGACUCGACUCCUUGGAACCUGUCUUUAUACCCUGGGUUCCUUGAUGUUGGCUUUGUCCACUGCAGCUUUUUCCAACCUCCUCUUUCCAGCUAUUUCACUCCUGGCAGUAGGAGGCAUCUUGUUUUUAAUGACCAACAUGCAGGUUGGAAACCUGUUUGGCGCCCGUCGCUCGACCAUCAUUACUCUCUAUAACGGGGCGUUCGACUCUUCAUCAGCAAUUUUCCUUGUCAUCAAGCUGUUGCACGAGGCGGGCGUCUCUCUGCGAGCCUCCUUCCUCUUCCUGUGCGCCUGCAGCGUCCUUCACCUGCUCAGGACUUUCUUCCUGCUGCCCAGAAAACACAUUCCCUACCCACUGCCGGAUGAAUACACAUACGGGAUAACCUGUGGAAAAUCAAACACUCCGAGCUUAAAGCAGACAAAAGAUAAUGGUAACGCUCAGAAGACGAGGGGGAAAAUGCUCCUGAACACAGACGACCCGGUGAAUCAAGAGAAGAGUUUCCGGGAGUGUUUGAUGUCCAGGCUCUUUGUCCUCCACCUGCUGUGGCUGUCAGUGAUGCAGCUCAGACAUUACCUCUUCAUCGGCACCCUCAACCCCAUGCUGCAGAGACUGACAGAGGGAGAGCCUUCAUUGGUGAGCCGGUACAUCAAUGCCUUUGCUAUAACACAGCUGUGUGGCGUGCUGUGUGCUCCAUGGAACGGCCUCAUCUUUGACAGACACAAGGGCAAACCUCGUGCUGCAGGAGAAAGUGAACAGGAUGCGGACCUGCAUGCCUCCAUACUUUCUCUCUUCCUUACGGCGCUGCAGUGUGUGUUGUUCUCGGUUUGUGCCGCCACCCCAUACCUGCCGCUUCAGUACCUCACCUUCAUCCUUCAGGUGCUCAACCGCUCCUUCCUCUAUGGCGGCAACGCAGCUUUCCUCAGUGUGGCUUUCCCAUCCUGCCACUUUGGGAAACUGUAUGGUCUGGUAAUGGCUCUGUCUGCAGUGUUUUCUGUGCUGCAAUAUCCAUUCUUUGCCUUGGUGAAUGGACCUCUGGGUGGAGAUCCUUUAUAUGUGAACGUCGGUCUGGCGCUGCUCAGCCUGCUCGCCUUCAUCCAUCCUCUCUCUGUGUUCCUGCACUGUAGAAGUCUCGCCUCCCAGCGAGCCAUCAGUGCCUCCUCUUAAAGUCUGUCAAAUGAGACUCUAAAAUGCAAUUAUAACCAUUCAGUUUGUUUAAUGGUUAAUACCGGUAAUAUUUGUAUCUUUAAAUGCUUGUAAAUGCAUUUCAAAUUGCAGCAAUAUGCAUUCAAAGCCAUUCACCACAUUCUCCUGGAUACAUGUGUAUUAUUUUCCCUGUUGCAUAAUUAGUUUUACUUGAAUGUCAGCUGAUGGUGCAGAUGUGCUCUCAGGUAACUAAGCUUAAGCAUCUGUUAGCACUGUCUCUUAUGGUUAAAUGUCCAUUUGCUCUCUGCUUACCAUGAUCUUGAUAUGUUUUAUGAUUGAUACUUUAUGACAUUUUGUGAAUUUCAAUGUGAACCGAUCAAAAACCAGCAAAGCUGUGCCUCUCAGUUUUAUUAACCUACUGAUAUCAAUAUUGUGCCAAGUAAAGAUCUCCUUUAUUUGUUGGUUGUAUCAAAGAUAUGAUGUCUAAUGUUUCCAGUGUUUUUUUAUAUUUCAAUAGAAGAAUUGAGAGUAAUGAAGGAUUCCGUUUUUUUAUGAAAAAAGGGAAAUGUGUUUUUUUGUAUCAGUAAGUUUAUGUUUUAGGUUGACUGUGUAUUUUGAGGGUCAAGACUGAAUAGGUAGUAAUGUUGUUGAAAUGUCACUUUAAAUAUGUAUAUUAUUCAUUGUGAUGCACCAAAUUAAAUGAAUCUUUGUAAAUAAGUAUAGCAAA
Messenger RNA from Gymnodraco acuticeps, 2360 nucleotides. It is a transcript of the gene slc43a3b, whose product is annotated as solute carrier family 43 member 3b. Gene Ontology annotation, biological process: transmembrane transport. The record is from RefSeq and is a predicted model, not a curated record. NCBI's taxonomy places the organism in Eukaryota, Metazoa, Chordata, Actinopteri, Perciformes, Bathydraconidae. The transcript has 13 exons. Gene Ontology annotation, molecular function: transmembrane transporter activity. Bases 194 to 1654 code for a protein of 486 amino acids.